This is a messenger RNA of Symbiodinium sp. CCMP2456, 1050 nucleotides long. NCBI's taxonomy places the organism in Eukaryota, Dinophyceae, Suessiales, Symbiodiniaceae. The record is from the annotation of a GenBank genome assembly.
AUGAGACUCGUCGAAGACGCCUAUGGGAGCCUGGAGACGGUUGCGCUGUCGGUGGCCGGCGGGCAGCACAGCGAGCUUGAUAGUCUGCGCGGGCGUGCCGAGGAGACCCUUGACCUCAUGGACGUGGCGGCGGAUUCUCUGAUCACGUAUUACGAAGGAGGCAAUGUGACAUGUCCGAAGCACAACUUGACGUCCGAGGAGUUUCAAGAUCUGAUGCUGGAGGCAUCCGAGAUCUGUGUUUUAACGAACCAGGCGUUCAGCCUGUUCGUUCGCGGAGAUUUCACGGACUCCUUGGAGGAGAAGCUCGCAGACGUCACGAAGUCCUUUCAGAAGCUCAUGCUGGGCUACCUACACCCUCAUCUGCCUGCACCCCCCAGCCAGACGUGCUACAACUUUGCCAUCCAAGUGGAAAGCGCCGUCAACGACUUUCGGGACGUCAUGGAUUCCAUUGAGCCUUCUAGCACGGUGGCCGCCAACAAGGCCACCGCUGGCGUGUGCGAGGCGGCCCGGGCAUUGGCUGGCAGGUAUGCAGACGAGGCUGAGGCAGCCUACCCGGAAUGGCCGAGAGCAAGGGUGGAGCUCUUGAACUGGCAGAGGGCCUUGGCAGCACAAACAUUGGCCGCGGCCGCGGCGGAGUCAGGGGGUGGCUUGGCACAGGCCACUGAGGAGUUUGAAGGCGUGCAUCUUGUCCUCCAUGAUGGCAGUCAGGACGGCGCCGUGUCGGAAAUCAUUCCGGAGCGAGACGACCUGAAGCGGCACUGGAAGCAGAUCGACGCGGCUUGGGGUAUCUUCAAGACGGAGACGCAGGGCCAAAACAGCGAAGCAAUGCUCCAAACUUUGACCGACCUGGAGACAGAGUUACUCUUGGCACUUCCUGCGUUCGGGAUCGUCGAUAACCCCACUCCUCCCAAUUCACCCUGGGUUUUUGUGGCGACGUACUCCGCAAUGACCACAAUGCUGUGCCUUUGUGGUUUUACAGGGUGCUGCGUGUUCUACAGGGCCCGUCGAAAGAAAGUAGACCUUCAGCCAUCCGUUGCAAGCCAAGCUUGA